CGCAGGUUCGCAGUCGUAAGUAAGCCCCCCGUGAUAUCUCGCAUUUGCGCACUAACGAGGGAUGAUAAGGGAAAUAUUUCUCCCCUUGCGAGGCAAAGAAUAGUCCCAAAUAAAAUUUUUCGAAAAUGGAUAACUUAUCGCUCGCUCCCCCAGUGCAAAGUGCUUUAAUUGUCACUGCUCCAAAACACGAGCAUUUACUUACCGAGAUCGAAUCCUCGGAUAUCAAUAGUAUGGGUCUCGUAAUAAGAGCAAUUUAUGAUGGCAAUGAGCACCAAAAGUUUAUGGAAAAAUUGGAUGAUAGAGUUAAAAGCCACGACAAGGAUAUCGAACGAAUGUGUAAUCACCACUACCAAGGCUUUAUCGACUCAAUUCGUGAAUUACUUCAAGUCAGAUCACAAGCUCAACAGCUUAAUACAGAGAUAUUGGAUUUGGAUAAACGAAUUAGCUUAACUUUAAAUAAAGUGAUAGAAAAAAGAGAUGAGCUGGUAAAAGCAAGAAAAGUAGAAAGUAAUAUAGCCGCGGCCGUUGAUAGUUUAACAAUGUGUCUUCCAGUAUUAGCAGCUUAUGCCAAAUUACAAAGACAAUUGAAGGAUAAGCGUUACUAUCCGGCUUUAAAAACUCUUGAACAAUUAGAGUAUCACGACUUACCGAAAGUAAAGAAUUAUAGAUUCUCUUCACAAAUAACACAACAAAUACCAUUAUUAAGAAAAAAUAUUAAGGACGCAUCUAUGACAGAUCUACGGGAUUUCUUAGAAAAUAUUAGAAAGCAUUCGCCAUUAAUUGGUGGAGUUGCUAUGAAGCAGACGGAGGAACAGCUAGAGCACGAGGCUGAAAUAAUUGGUAGGAAAAAGAGAAAAGCUCAAAGCAGUACUAGCGUAGUCGACGGUGAAGAAAAACUUAGUGCUCAAGAAUUCAUGGAUUAUAGCUCUGUUUAUCGAUGUAUGCAUAUUUAUUCCGUUCUUAGAGAAGGAGACACGUUUAAAGCUUAUUACAGACAACAACGGCAACAGCAAGCUCGACUUGUAUUACAACCACCAAUUAAUAUGCACGAAAGCAUAGAUGAUUAUAGACAUUAUAUUCAUGGAAUUGUAGGCUUUUUUGUGGUUGAAGAUCAUAUUUUGAACACUGGCAAUGGUUUAACAACACGAUCUUAUUUAGAUGAACUUUGGUCAAUGGCAUUAUCUAAAAUUGUUAAUGCAUUAAGAACACAUUCUGCUUAUUGCACGGAUGCAAUUCUUAUUUUGAAAAUAAAGAAUUUAAUUAUGCUAUUCAGUACAACACUCAGGAAUUAUGGCUACUCUGUUGGUCAAUUAUUCGAUUUACUUCAAGAAAUAAGAGUUCAUUAUAAUGAGGUAUUAAUGCAACAUUGGGUACAAGUAUUUCGAGACAUUUUAGAUGAAGAUAAUUUUCUUCCAAUUCAGGUACAUUCGCAAGAAGAAUAUGAUAAAGUCCUUACGUCAUUUCCAUACGAGGAUGAAGAGUUACAAAAGGCAAAUUUUCCAAAAAAAUUUCCCUUCUCACCAAUGGUACCAAAAGUUUAUCAUCAGGUUAAAGAAUUCAUUUAUGCCUGCCUGAAAUUCUCGGAAGACUUAAAUUUAACACAAACAGAAAUUGACGAAAUGAUCUGCAAAUCCACCAAUUUAUUAUUGACACGAACUUUCAGUGGAUGCUUAUCAUCACUAUUUCGUAAACCUUCAUUAGCACUUAUACAGGUCAUUCAAAUAAUUAUAAACACGGGAUAUCUUGAAAAGUCGACCAAGUAUUUGGAAGAAUUUGUUUCUAAUAUAACUGGCACACCACACGAAGGCCAAUUGAGCAGCGGUGGCCUUAAGUCAGCUAUGUUUAGGGUAGCGAGGGAUGACGCUGAGAAACAAAUUUGCGAAAAACUAAAGCAGAAGCUCGACGAAUUUCUCGAAUUAGAAAAUUACGAUUGGAAUCUCGCGGAACCACAAGGGCAUGCUUCGGGUUUCAUUACUGAUCUUAUCGCAUUUUUGCAAAGCACUUUCACAUGCUUUACAAACCUACCCGCCGAGGUGGCUCAAGUUGCCUGCAAAUCUGCCUGCUCACACAUUGCAAAAUCCAUUUCAAAUAUUCUAGUAAGCGAAGACUUAAAGCAAAUUUCAAUGGGUGCCCUUCAACAAGUCAAUUUAGAUACAAUUCAGUGUGAACAAUUUGCUGCCUCAGAACCUGUUGUUGGACUGCCCGAAGGAAUAUUGUUGCAAGAGUUCGCACAAUUAAGACAACUACUUGAUUUAUUCAUGAGUUUGGAUUGGCCUACUUAUUUCCAUGAUUACAUAAGUGAAUCGAGUAAAUACAACCUUGUAACACCUCAAAUGGCCGUUAUAUUACUUGAGAAGUUGAGAGAAUCCGAUAAAAAAACAGUAUUUUCUGUAUUAAAAAAAAGUGAAAGAGAUAAGAAGAAGUUGUUAGAAACUGUUUUGAAGCAGUUGAGACAGCUAGCACAAACUACUCAACAGUAGAAUGCGAUUUUUUUCAAUUG
This is a messenger RNA of Ceratosolen solmsi marchali, 2500 nucleotides long. RefSeq names its product exocyst complex component Sec15 (gene Sec15). Lineage: Eukaryota; Metazoa; Arthropoda; Insecta; Hymenoptera; Agaonidae. Gene Ontology annotation, biological process: Golgi to plasma membrane transport; exocytosis; intracellular protein transport. Bases 126 to 2480 code for a protein of 784 amino acids. The transcript has 13 exons. Gene Ontology annotation, cellular component: membrane; exocyst. The record is from RefSeq and is a predicted model, not a curated record.